AAUGCGUUUUAUAGGUCAUUCUCAUUCCUCCCACACACGCAGAGCCGGAGAAAACAGUUUAAAGGGACACCGAGUGCAUAAAAGGUAACAUUUACCGGAGACGCACUUACUAAACCGCGCAACUUUAAUUCUAUUCUUCUUCACUACUGAAACUCAUCGAGAUGCUUCCUGAUUCAACUACAGGGUACAGUUAUGAGGAGUGCAAGGCCACAGCUGAUUGGCUGUUAGCCAAGACUCAGGUGCGCCCCCUGGUGGGGAUCGUGUGCGGCUCGGGUCUCGGUGGACUGGCAGAAAUGCUGAAAGAUCAGCUGGUCAUCAAGUACAGCGACAUCCCAAACUUCCCUCAGAGCACCGUGGACGGCCAUGCUGGAAAGCUGGUGUUUGGCACCCUGAAAGGAAAGCCGUGCGUUUGCAUGCAGGGAAGGUUUCACCUCUAUGAAGGAUAUCCCAUUCAGAAGACCACCAUGCCCAUCCGGGUCUUUAAGCUCAUGGGUGUGGACACGGUUCUCCUGACCAACGCCGCUGGCGGACUGAACCAGGACUUUAAUGUGGGCGACAUCAUGGUUAUAAAGGAUCACAUCAAUAUUCCCGGCUUCGCUGGAAACAACCCGUUAGUGGGACCGAAUGACGAGAGGUUUGGCGUGCGGUUCCCGUGUGUGUCUGACGCGUAUGACCGCGGACUGCAGGAGCUAGCGCUCGAGGUCGCGGAUGAGCUAGGCUUCUCCUCCUUCAUGCAGAAGGGUGUGUACUGUGUUGUGGGCGGCCCGUCCUUCGAGACCAGCGCUGAGUGCCGAAUGCUGCGCUCGCUCGGGGCCGACGCCGUCGGCAUGAGCACUGCACACGAGGUGAUCGUGGCUCGUCACUGUGGCCUGCGUGUCUUCGCUCUGUCUCUGAUCACCAAUAAGUCGGUGAUGGAUUACGAGAGUGAGAAGAAGGCGAAUCACGCGGAGGUUCUGGAGACGGCGGCUGUGAGAGCCGCUCAGUUGGAGAAACUCAUCGCCAACAUGGUGUCCCGCAUCGAGAUCGGGAACUACAACACACAGUGAGAGAAUCCUCUCCAACACGAGCGCUGGCACCAGUGUCCAUCACACACACUCACACACACUCCUUACAGUGCUUUACAACGUUUACAUUCCAGAGAUCACGUGUUUUAGGGAACAUGUUCCCAUAUAGAAACUAAACACUCCAGCACGGCUCUUCCAAGGCCCUGUCAGGUCACUAUUAUAGUGCCGAUUUUCUAACUUUUAUUUAUUGUGUCUAAAUAUUUGAUUUAUUUAAAACACAAGUUACGUGGGAAAUAAUACAAAAAAUCACUGAAAUCGGGAGCUUUUAUCUAAAAAAUGUGUUACUGAAUUCACUUUAAGAUAUUUAUUAGCAAAUUCUGAACUUAAAGUAUACUGUAUUUAUGUGAAUUAUUUAAGUUAAACAAGUGGAAAAUAAUACAAAAAAUCACUGAAAUAUACCAGCAAUGCUGGAAAUCGGGAGCUUUUAUCUAAAAAAUGUGUUACUGAAUUCACUUUAAGAUAUUUAUUUGCAAAUUCUGAACUUAAAGAACACUGUAUUUAUGUGAUUUAUUUAAGUUAAACAAGUGGGAAAUAUUACGAAAAAUCACUGAAAUAUACCAGCAAAGAAGGAAAUUGGGAGCUUUUUAAAAAUAUAUAUUUCUUGAAUCUAAGAUAAUUGCAACUGAAUUCACUUUAAGAUAUUUAUUAUCAAAUUCUGAACUUAAAGAAUACUGUAUUUAUGUGAAUUAUUUAAAACGCAAGUUAAACAAGUAAAAUAAUACAAAAAAACACUGAAAUAUACCAGCAAUGCUGGAAAUCGGGAGCUUUUAUCUAAAAUAUUUGUUACUGAAUUUACUUUAAGGUAUUUAUGUGAAUUAUUUUAAAUAAAAAAUUAAACAAGUGGUUAAUCGUACACACAAAUCACAGAAAUAUACCAGUAAUGAAGGAGCUUUUUAAAAAUAUAUAUAUUUCUUGAAUCUAAAAUAAUUGCAACUGAAUUCACUUUAAGAUAUUUAUUAGCAAAUUCUGAACUUAAAGAAUACUGUAUUUAUGUGGAUUAUUUAAAACGCAAGUUAAACAAGUGGGAAAUAAUACAAAUAAAUUACUGUAAUAUACCAGCAAUGCUGGAAAUCUUUUAUCUAAAAUAUUUGUUACUGAAUUCACUUUAAGGUAUUUAUGUGAAUUAUUUACAAAAAAAAAAGUUAAACAAGUGGUUAAUAAAACACACAAAUCACUUAAAUAUACCAGUAAUGCAUGAAAUACAGAGCUUUUUUACAAUAUAUAUCUUGUUGUAUCUAAAAGAAUUGUUACUGAAUUCACUUUAAGUCUUUAUCAAAGAAAUACUGAACUUAAGGGAAACUGUAUUUUUGUGACCGUGAGGUUUUGAAGGGUGAAUGUUGUUUUUAAUUGCACUAACUGUAUCAGAACUGCUGUUUUAUUGACAAUCUCCAGCACUUUCCCCAGAAACAUUUGUUUUAUUUUAUGCAAAACUUUAAAAUUGCACUUCAAGCUCUUUUGGUACGUAUUGUUUUUAUGAUAUCCUGCUUAAAUGCAAUUACACUUAAUUUUCUGGGUU
Molecule: messenger RNA, 2580 nt
Organism: Pimephales promelas (fathead minnow)
Lineage: Eukaryota; Metazoa; Chordata; Actinopteri; Cypriniformes; Leuciscidae
Gene: pnp5b
Product: purine nucleoside phosphorylase 5b
Biological process (GO): nucleoside metabolic process
Cellular component (GO): cytoplasm
Molecular function (GO): purine-nucleoside phosphorylase activity
Source: RefSeq, a predicted model, not a curated record